This is a messenger RNA of Rubroshorea leprosula, 1515 nucleotides long. NCBI's taxonomy places the organism in Eukaryota, Viridiplantae, Streptophyta, Magnoliopsida, Malvales, Dipterocarpaceae. The record is from the annotation of a GenBank genome assembly.
GUGCUUCAUUUGAAUCAAUAUCCUUAACAAUCAGUUUUCGAAACCAAAUUCAAACACUAAGUCUAAUAAAAUUUGAGGCUCCUGCCACUUAGUGCCUAAAAGCAACAGAUUAAUAUUGACAGAUUAUGGCUUUGAGUGAAGAAUCCAGGACACAGAUGGUAAAAGAAUACGAUUCACACUGAGGCGAGCUGCUAUGUAUCAAUAAAAGAGAAGAAGGAAGCAUAUAAAAUAUCUAUAAAUCAGUUUCUCAGAAAUUCAAUGGUGUGAAACACACAACACCAUAGCCACAAUUACAGAUACAGAAAUAAACAAUAAUUAUGAUUUCAUGAUAUUAAUCCAUUUUAAAGAAUAAGCAGGAACUCUUUUAACACAGUAAGACAUGGAUUAUAAGUAGUUCUAAAUGAUGUAGCGAUCAGAACGUCGAUUCUAGAAUCGAGAAAAGAGAUCCUUGAUGCUUCGUUUGGUUGUCGAGAAAAUGAAGGAAAACAGAAGAAAAAUUGAAAAAAAGAGAGGGGAAAAUAACCGUUCCCUUCGGUUUCCAUCAUCGAAUGCAGAGGUGAAGCAAACAGGAGUGAGAAACUCGUACCUUGCACCGCCACCGCUCGACGACGAAUUCCAGGAAGAAUGAAAAGGGUUUGGUCCUUAAUUCUCCCCCGCGUUCUUUGACCAAUUUUUUUGUUUUACAGUUAUACCCUCGUAAAACCAUGCAAUCUUGAUUGCACCCCGGGUCAUCCCUCUGAUGAAGUGCCACCGACCGCACAGAUCAUGCCACGUAAGCAGAUUCGGAAUAUGGCCUGAGGGCAAUUUGGGAAAAUAAAUCGUCGAGGCUUGAGGAGGGGAGCAAAAUAGCUAGAAUAAGCAGCUGUCAUUUGUUCAGGGCUCAACAGGAGGAAGACCGAGAGCUCUCUUGAAUUACAAUCGGAGUAAGAAUCGGUUCUCAAAAAUCUUCUUCUUCUUCUUCAAUUUGUCGCUUUGGAUCCCGCCUUUGAUUUUAUCUAUGGAUCUUGCAGAGUUUCACUCUUUUGGUCUUGAUAAAGAGUUCUUCAUGGAUUUUGAUUUCUGUUAACUUUGACUUCUCUGUUAUUUUCUGAUGAAUUUAUUGUGGAUUUUGAGUUUGAGAUCUCAUUGUUAUGAACUGUGUGGUCGGAUCUAAUUUAUUCCUUGCUAUUAUCGAAUUUCCGUUUUGAUUUUGCGUAUACUAGUAUGGAGGAAUGAGAAAUGGAUAGUUUCUAGUUCAAAAUACAUCGGAUUGUUGAUUGAAGUUGGAACGGUUCAUUGGAUCAACAGAUGGCUAUAAGAUGCUGUGUAGCGUUGAUUUUCAGAUGCGAAUACUGAAUGUUUUGAGUGUUUGUGCAUCCUAAAAAGUUAGAUUUGGUUGUGGUGUAGGCAGCAGCAAUGACCUAUUAGAGGAAGAUGAAGAAGAAGUGCCUUUGUGAUUCCAAUUAAUUUGCGAAAAUAGAUGUGUUGGAAGCUUUUACCAUGUAAAGUGAACAACUUCUGCAUUUAUCUGAGCUA